AUGCAGGGCAUUCAAUUUAAGGCGGCCUUUGUAGCCUGCCUUGCUAUCUUCUCAGGCGUUACUGAUGCAUUCUGGCGCCUGCCCUGCCGUGGGCGAACUGGCCUUGCACGGCUGGACCCGAUUGUGGACCCAGGAGUGAUCUCGUCGCAUGUGCACUCUAUUCAUGGCGGAGGAAACUUCGGCAUGAGCUCGGAUAGUACGACUCUGCGAGAGUCGAACUGCACUUCCUGUGCCGUAACGCAGGAUUUGUCCGCGUAUUGGACUCCCGCACUGUACUUUAUGCAUACAAAUGGCUCUGCACAAAUUGUCCCAGAGGUUGGAGGCAUGCUAAGUUACUAUCUUCUAUACGGGGAGAAUAUCACUGCCUUCCCAGACAAUUUCCGCAUGCUUGCCGGAGACCCAUUCCAACGAAACUUCACCUGGCCAAUCCCUGACCCACCCAAGUCCUCAUGGACCGGUGCCCAAGUAUCCCAAAAAGCGCUUCGCCAAAAGGCCCUAGGCUUCAACUGCUUAAACUAUAAUACCGCCGCCGAAGGCUCUCUCACCCGCCAUUUCAUGCCGAACAAAACUUACCUCGAUGAGCACUGCACUGACGGCCUGCGCCUGGAACUUAUGUUCCCCUCAUGCUGGAAUGGCAAGGACGUCGAUUCCCCAGACCACAAAUCCCACGUUGCGUAUCCCGAUCUGGUGAUGACGGGAACAUGUCCGGAGGGAUACGAGACGCAACUAGUCUCACUAUUCUACGAGACGAUCUGGAACACAUACGCGUUUAAAGACGUGGACGGAUAUUUCGCGUUGGCGAAUGGUGAUCCGACUGGAUUCGGGUAUCAUGGUGAUUUCAUGUACGGGUGGGAAGAUGGGAUCCUGCAGCAAGCUGUCGAUACCUGCACUAGUGCGACGGGGAUUGUUAAUGAUUGUGAAGUCUUCGAUGUGCAGAGUGAGACCGAUCAGCGCCAGUGCUUUUUUGAGGAACCGGCUCAGCUUCAGGGUGAAAAUACUCAUAUGCAUGCUGAUGGACUGCCUGGAAAUGUUCCUAUUGCGUGGGGUCCGGCAUAUGCUUCGCCUAUGGUGAUGAGUUCUACGGUUGUUCCGACGACUACUCGACCGGGUUAUUUGUCGGAUAUUGUUCCUACAUUGGUUAUCCCGUCUCUAUCACUUGGUUUCGGGUUUGGGGCCAAUGUUAAAGUUGAGUCUGCGGAUACUGCAGCGAAUGAUGCUGCUACUACUGCCUUCACUAGUUCCACCACUAGUUCGACGCCGACUCCGACGCCUACCACUUCGAUUGAGUUUAAUCCAUUUACUGAAGAAGUGAUCUAUCUGCAACAGGAGGUCGUUGUUAUGAUUGAUGAGGAUGGGAUACCUUAUGCCACUAGCACGGGCGCUGCGCGUGUUGUUUCGACGGGCACGACUACAGCUACUGAGACUUCUACCGUUGUUUCAUAUGUCGCAAGAGACAGUAUCCCGGAGGAUUCUGAAGCGAUCGAUUACAACCUGGGACAUGCGCGCAGACAUGUCCACCACCAUGGCCACUUGCACAAGAGAGGAUACUAG
Molecule: messenger RNA, 1551 nt
Organism: Penicillium longicatenatum
Lineage: Eukaryota; Fungi; Ascomycota; Eurotiomycetes; Eurotiales; Aspergillaceae
Product: DUF1996 domain-containing protein
Exons: 3
Coding region: 1-1551 (516 amino acids)
Source: RefSeq, a predicted model, not a curated record